Perkinsus marinus ATCC 50983 is the source of this 861-nucleotide messenger RNA. RefSeq names its product UDP-galactose transporter, putative. The record is from RefSeq and is a predicted model, not a curated record. NCBI's taxonomy places the organism in Eukaryota, Perkinsozoa, Perkinsida, Perkinsidae. Gene Ontology annotation, cellular component: Golgi membrane; endoplasmic reticulum membrane. Gene Ontology annotation, biological process: UDP-galactose transmembrane transport. The transcript is spliced from 8 exons. Gene Ontology annotation, molecular function: UDP-glucose transmembrane transporter activity; UDP-galactose transmembrane transporter activity. The coding region runs from base 1 to 861 and encodes 286 amino acids.
AUGGUUUUGAAACCAGCCAAGAGGGGAGCUCGGGUCACUGCGGAGGAGAAUCAUACAGUGGCAGCAGCUGACGUGAAACCAGUUGUGGUGAAUGGUUCCUCGGAGCCCCAUUCAGGGAUUGACUCGGCUACUCUUAGAUAUGCAUUUCUAUCGCUGGGAAUUUGGAUAUCCUUUACGGUUUUUGGCUAUUGUCAAGAGUCAUUGACUCGCCAGGAGUUCAAUGGUCGCCGUUUUGUAUGGACCGAGGCCCUUAUCGUGUGUCAAUGCAUAAGCAACGUUAUCGUUUCUGGCACUGUUAUUGCCUUUACUCGGACUCCCUCUAGUAAGAGCAAUAACAGGUGGACGGCUGAUGUGCCUACUCGAGACUGGUUUGUUGUAGCCCUGGGAUAUCUAGGAGCCCACAGUUUCGGCCUAGCUGCUUUAAAGCACAUCAUAUUCCCUCUGCAGGUCAUCAUCAAAUCGUGUAAGUCCAUACCAGUGAUGAUAGGGGAGAUCCUUAUAGCUCACCAUCCUCCGAGUUUAGCCAAGACCUUUAAUGUCAUCCAACUCAGUGGUGGAGUGGCACUGUUCAUGUAUGCAAAGGCAGCAUCGUCCUCAGCGGGUAAAGGGCUCACCUGGGACUCUGAGAUGCUCUUUGGAGCUUUUCUUGCCUGCAUGGCAUUGGUUUGUGAUGCCAUAUACGGUCCUUACCAGAAUAGGAUCUGUAAGACGCACAAUCCCUCCAAUUGGGUUCUCAUGUUCAACAUGAACUUUUUUGAGCUUGUGGUAAAGCACUCCAGUCAUGACCCGCCAGCGCCCAUGACGGAGAAACGAAUCAAUAAGUGGAGGAAGUCGAUUACUAGAGAGAAGAAGCACGACUAG